UUAAACAUUUGUUCAUUCAUUUCACCGGCCACCAAUAUUCUUCCUCUUCUUCAUUUUAUUUUCUUAUUCAAAAGAAAUCAUUCUCAAUAUUCUUCAUUACAUUUGUUUAAUGAGUUAUACUAUAAAUAGAUACAAAUAUAUAUGGAUAUAUGAUUACUGACUUUGUAAUUAUCAUCAUUAUAACAUAUACUGUAGAUGACAAUGCUCUUUAGAUCCAAAUCUAACGGCGGAGCUCCACCACCACCCACCACCGCCACCUUCUUUCAACCAGAUGACGACGUUGACUCAUUUUAUCAAGACUAUUCGUAUUUCCACAACAACCCGAUAACCACCCCAUUUAUAAGCCCAAACCAUCAACCUGCGGCAGAAACUACUACUUCAACUAAUUUUACCAUUUUAGCCCUCUUCUUAACCACACUUCGUAAGUCAAUUGUCACUUGCACUGUCGAUGACUCCGAUGAUGUUUCCUCGUCCACGUCAUCCUUGGAUAUUGGAUGUCCCACUGAUGUCCAACAUGUUUCUCAUGUUACAUUUGAUCGUUUCGAUGGUUUUCUUGGUCUGCCGGCUGAGCUUCAGCCGGAUGUCCCCCGGAAUCCUCCUAGUGCCAGUAUACGCGUGUUUGGAGUAUCUGCGGAGUCAAUGCAUUGUUCAUAUGACGAUAGAGGGAAUAGUGUGCCGACUAUACUUUUAAUGAUGCAAAAGCGUUUAUAUGCAGGAGACGGACUUCAAGCAGAAGGGAUAUUUCGAAUAAAUGGAGAGAACAGUCAAGAAGAGGAUAUUAGGAAGCAACUUAACAGAGGCCUUGUCCCCAAUGGAAUUGAUGUUCAUUGUUUGGCUGGUUUGAUUAAGGCAUGGUUUAGAGAGCUUCCAACAGGCGUUCUUGAUUCGUUGACACCAGAGCAAGUAAUGCAUUGCAACACAGAAGAAGAGUGUAGUCGUCUUGUAAAAUCACUUCCUCAAACCGAGGCUGCACUUCUGGAUUGGGCAAUCAAUUUGAUGGCAGAUGUUGUCGAAUAUGAACCACAAAACAAAAUGAAUGCUCGCAACAUUGCUAUGGUAUUUGCUCCCAACAUGACUCAGAUGGCGGAUCCUUUGACUGCAUUGAUUCAUGCAGUUCAAGUCAUGAACUUUCUCAAAACACUUGUCUUAAAGACUCUACGUGAAAGAGAAACAGCGUAUCAAGUGAUUUCUUCAUGUGAAGACAACUUCUUACUAGAGCACCCCGUUUCGUUAAACAAAUCCGGAAGUGAAAAAGAUGAGAAAUUUUGGAGUUUUCCAAGAAAAACUGGAUCGGUUGUUGGAUGUGAAUAUAUAUCUGGCAAGUCUUCACUGGCUAAUUAUGAAUUAAAACAUGGAGACGACGAGGAGGUUGUGGCUGAGGGGUUAUUGGAAAGAUUAAGUCUGAGAAAAGGGGUGAGGAGAUUAUGCAGACACCCUGUGUUUCAGCUGAGUAAGAGCGUUAAAAAGAAUAAUCGAAGUACCAUUGUAAAUACAAUUUGAAGCGUUGGUAUGGCUUUAUUACAUUGCUUAUUAAUUUUGUUAUGUGAGAUUAGCGUAGCGAGUGCUUACUAUAACAACAUUUGUAGUUCAAGGUAUAAGGUUUGGUUUGAUUAAUAAUGUAGUUUGUGAGAGUUGAUUUGAAGGCUAUAAUAUGUUGUUUGUACUAACUGUACAUUGUGGCUAAUGAUUAUAUAACCAGAUAAGUUUCUAGAUCCA
Erigeron canadensis is the source of this 1716-nucleotide messenger RNA. RefSeq names its product rho GTPase-activating protein 5-like. Gene Ontology annotation, biological process: signal transduction. The record is from RefSeq and is a predicted model, not a curated record. Lineage: Eukaryota; Viridiplantae; Streptophyta; Magnoliopsida; Asterales; Asteraceae. The transcript has 5 exons. Gene Ontology annotation, molecular function: GTPase activator activity. Bases 196 to 1500 code for a protein of 434 amino acids.